This is a messenger RNA of Parastagonospora nodorum SN15, 216 nucleotides long. RefSeq lists its product as hypothetical. The record is from RefSeq and is a predicted model, not a curated record. Bases 1 to 216 code for a protein of 71 amino acids. NCBI's taxonomy places the organism in Eukaryota, Fungi, Ascomycota, Dothideomycetes, Pleosporales, Phaeosphaeriaceae. The transcript has 2 exons.
AUGGUUCCAGUAUCGUUAGUAAAUGCAGAUCCAUGCUUGCUAGACAUUGCUACCGGUCAGACGGGCGUUACAUCAGCCACAGCAGCCACAGCAGCCAUAAGUACCACCAGACACAUUGACAGGGUUCACAUGAUGGUCAUGCGUUUAAACAAUGCAAUCGAUGAUUACAUCAUUGUGAUAUCUAUGCAUUCUCUUGGAACGCCUGUCCAGAAGUAG